This is a messenger RNA of Cladocopium goreaui, 1668 nucleotides long. The record is from the annotation of a GenBank genome assembly. NCBI's taxonomy places the organism in Eukaryota, Dinophyceae, Suessiales, Symbiodiniaceae.
AUGCCGCGCUUGCGAGCCUUCUUUGCCAGCCGUGAGGCAAACCUUCCGAGCAAGCAGUCGGAAGCAGACCUGCCUGAAAAGCCAACAUCUGCCCAAGAUCUUGCAGAUGUACAGGAUGAAGUGACUGAUGGAGGACACCAAGUGGCCAGCAAGGCUGCAGAUUCCGAGAGUGACUCGGGCGAUUCCUGGCCUCCCUUGGACGCAGGUGACGAAGCUCGAGAAGGUGACAGAGCGGAUCUGAACAGCUGCGAGAAGUUGGAGGCAGACCUGCCUGAGCUUGCGACAGAUGUUGCAGAUGUCGCAGAUGUCCCACUAAGUGAUGGAGGACACCAAGUGGCCAGCAAGGCUGCCGAUUCCGAGAGUGAUUCCGGUGAAUCGUGGCCUCCCUUGGAUGCAGGCGAAGCUCGAGAAAGUGACAGAGUGGAUCUCAAAAGCUGCGAGAAGUUGGAGGUAGACCUGCCUGAGCUUGCGGCAGAUGUCGCAGAUGUCGCAGAUGUCCCACUAAGUGAUGGAGGACACCAAGUGGCCAGCAAGGCUGCAGAUUCCGAGAGCUGCUUGGAUUGUGACUCCGGCGAAUCUUGGCCUCCCUUGGAUGCAGGCGAAGAAGCUCGAGAAAGUGACAAAGCGGAUGUCAACAGGGAAGAAGCUCGAGCCAGCGACAGAGCGGAUGUCAACAGUGACUCUGAUGAAUCUUGGCCUCCCUUGGACGCCGUCAACCAGUCAGAGAUGUUGGAGACAGAUGUAGCUGAAGCGCCCACUGUGCCAGACGUAGCCGAAGCACCCACUGUGCCAGACGUUCAAGUCAGCGAUUUGCAAGGUGCCGAAGCGCAAGGUGACGGCGCAGAUUCCAACAGUGAGUCGGGUGAUUCCUUGCCUCCCCUGGAGUUCAUACCGAAGUCCGAGCAGGAGAACGUGGAAGUUUUGGGUCCUGGAGACUUGGUGCAGCUGGUGGAUCUCCGGAUGACGGACCUCAACGGAGAGCAGGGCUACAUCCUACGACUCGUUCCAGGACACAAGGAGGAACGCGUCGAGGUCAAGAUGCUUAGCACCGGAAAGAUGCUCUCAGUGAAACGCUCCAACGUCCGCUCCGUGGCCGCGCAGCAGGAGCGCUCCCAGCGCUCCUCGCGCGCGCCGCGCUCGCGCUCCGAGCCGCGGCCCUUGCGGAGGGGCGAUGAGGUCGUGGUGCAAGGCUUGACCAAGGCGGUGGAGUACAACGGCCAGCGCGCCCUGGUCACCGAGAUCGAGUCGGCUCCCGGCCGCGUCACGGUGGAACUGCUGCGCUCCGGGCGGCAGAUGUCGCUGCGCCGGGACAAGCUGCGGGUCAUGGUGGAGCUCUCGGAAACGGAGGACGAGGACGACGAGGAUCUCACGGAUUUGCCUCCCCUGCGCUGCAUCCGGCCGAAGAUGACUGCGGAGUCCAAGUUUCAGAUCGGACAGAAGGUUUGGUUGCACAUGAAGCAAAAGCCUGAAUACCACGGUCAACAGGUCUUUGUGUUGCCCUCGGAUCCGCUGAAGACCGUGGGGGUCAUGGCCACCGUCCAGCUGUCGAAUGGGAAGAGGAUCAUCACCAAGGAAAGUCAUCUGAAGGAAGAGCCUCCAGAGCCCCUAUCCGGAUCCAAAGGAUCCACAGGAUCCAAGGUCAAGGGGCGGAAGAAAAGAGAGAUCUGA